This is a messenger RNA of Drosophila bipectinata, 3027 nucleotides long. Lineage: Eukaryota; Metazoa; Arthropoda; Insecta; Diptera; Drosophilidae. The record is from RefSeq and is a predicted model, not a curated record.
AUGAGCGGCGAUGUCAUACAGGAGAGCGGCGAGAAUGGCAAGGAGAGCGCGAGCGGAGUGACAGAGCAGGGGGAGACGCCGAUAUCAGCUGUGCCGAAUGUCGAGGUGAUUGCAACAUUUUUCGUAAUUAAAAAUGGACGGCAGUCGCUACUGGGCCGAGAGACCGCCAUUAAGCUGAACGUUCUUCGGCUAGGUCUAGAUGUCAAUCGGGUGGAAAUGACCACGCCAUUCCCUAAAUGGAAAGGGGUUAAAAUAAAACUAUGGAUUGACCCCCAAGUCAUUCCAAUUCAGCAGCCAGUUCGAAGAAUCCCGGUGGCACUCGAGGAAAAAGUUGCCGCUAAGCUGGAAGAGAGUUUAAGUCGGGACAUCAUCGAAUCAGUUACAGGUCCGAGCUCGUGGAUAUCCCCCAUUGUCCUGGCUUUUAAGGAAAACGGCGAUAUUCGGCUGUGCAUUGACAUGCGUCGUGCGAAUAAGGCCAUUCGUCGAGAAAAUUAUCCACUACCGACCUUUGAGUCUUUUAUGCCCAAGCUAAAGGACGCAAAAUACUUUUCGCGCUUAGACCUAAAAGAUGCUUAUCACCAGCUGGAACUGGACGAAGCCAGCAGAGAAAUUACGACUUUCAUAACACCAAAAGGACUCUUUCGGUACAAGCGGCUGAUGUUCGGAAUUAACUCUGCUCCAGAAAUUUUCCAACGUCACCUCGAGCAGCCCUUUACUAAUGUCAUGAAUUAUAUUGACGAUGUAAUAAUCUUUGGAGCUAGCGAAGAAGAACAUGACAAGACUGUAAGAGAGGUUUGUAACACAUUUAAAGAAAGCGGCGUUUUACUAAACGAUCAGAAGUGCAUCUGGAAAACAAACAAACUCAAGUUCCUUGGUCAUAUUAUUUCUGACGAGGGAAUCGAAGUGGACCCGGAUAAAAUUAAUGUGAUUAGAAUGUUUCGAGAACCACUUAACAAGGAAGAGACUCGGAGUUUCCUAGGUUUGGUGACAUACGUGGGGAAAUUUAUCCCAGACCUGGCAGAUUACACGGAUCCGCUGAGAAAAUUACUGAGGAAGGACUCGAAAUUCAGCUGGGGCGAAACAGAAGGAGAUGCUUUUCGGAACUUAAAGGAUCGACUGGAAAAAGUACCAAACCUUGCCUACUUCAACCCGCUAAAUCGAACUCUCCUAAUAGCAGAUGCUAGUCCUGUAGCACUGGGAGCGGUGCUGUUGCAGUUCUCUGUAAAUGCGGACCCCUUAAUUAUUUCAUUCGCUAGUAAAGCUUUGUCGGACGUUGAGAGACGUUAUUCUCAAACGGAGAAAGAAAGUCUGGCUCUAGUCUGGGCUGUUGAGAAAUUUUACUUUUACUUAGCAGGACUUCAUUUCGAGCUAGUGACAGAUCACAAACCGUUGGAGGCCAUUUUUAAACCGACAUCGAGACCUCCUGCGCGCAUAGAAAGAUGGUUGCUACGGCUACAGUCCUUUGAUUUUAAAGUAGUCUACAAAGCGGGAAAAGAGAACAUCUCCGACGCUCUAUCCCGACUUUGUCCGUUAUCAGCAUCCGACUCUGGAGAAAAAGAAAUGGAUUGUAGCAUAUUACAAGUGAUCGAGAACAGCAUUCCCCAAUCAAUGACUAUCUCGGAAAUUGCAAAGCAUUCGGUAAAGGACGAAGAAAUUAUCGAUGCAAAGGCCUGUCUGGAGUGCGACUCAUGGAAACCAGGAUCUCUAAAACUGCUGUACCCAUUUCGAUUUGAGUUAUCAGCAAUAGGACCCCUUCUUUUGCGAGGUAACCGAAUUGUUAUUCCUCAAUCACUUCGGUACCAAGUGCUUGAGCUGGCUCACGAAGGACACCCGGGAGAGUCAGCUAUGAAAAGGUGUCUGCGAUCCAAGGUAUGGUGGCCUCUAAUUGAUCGUGAUGCAGAGAACUAUGUCAAACGCUGCAGAGAUUGUCUUCUGGUCUCCCAAUGCCCUAGGCCAGCACCAAUGGAUAGGAACCCAUUUCCAACAGGUCCAUGGAUUUGGGUAGCAUCAGACAUAUUGGGGCCCCUACCAAACAACGAGUUUGUUGUAGUGUUUAUUGACUACUAUUCCCGCUAUAUGAAGUUCAAAUUUUUACGCUCAAUUUCCACAAAAAGCUUAAUUGAAGUAAUGAAGGAAAUAUUCUGUAGAUUAGGCUACCCAAAAUACUUAAAAACUGACAAUGGACGGCAGUAUAUAAGUCAAGAAUUCGAGGAAUACUGCAAAACUUGCGGUAAAGAACAGGUGAAGACUCCACCCUAUUGGCCCCAGGCUAAUGGGGAAGUGGAAAACAUGAAUCGGUCUUUGGUCAAACGGUUAAAGAUAGCACACUCUAAUUCAAAGAAUUACAAGGAAGAAAUCCAGAAAUUUGUACUCAUGCACAACGUUACUCCACAUGGCACAACAGGAGUAGCCCCCACCCAACUGAUGUUUAAUAGGGUUAUUCGCGACAAGGUUCCAUGUAUAGGUGAUAUUGAUGAAGAGGUUUCAGACUCGGCCGAAAGGGACAGGGAUUGUAUGUUAAAAGAAAAAGGGAAGGAAGAGGCAGAUAAGAAGAGGGGAGCACGGGAAGCCGUGAUAAACGUAGGGGAUAAAGUACUCUUGAAAAAUGUAGUUUUUCCUAGUAAGUUGACUCCGAAUUUUAAGGAUACCGAAUUCGAGGUUGUUGAAAAAGACAGAAACAUAGUUAAAAUUAGGGCAGGGGGUAGGACUCUCACGAGAAAUGUAUCGCACCUCAAGAAAAUACCAAUCAACGCAGGUCACCUGGAUACAUCUGGAGACUCAUCGUUAAGCAGCCCUCAACCGAAGAUGACAUCUACUCAGGAUCACCAAGACGUCGAAGAAGGAAUAGGUCAUCGGCUUAGACAGUCCCCAGAAGAUUUGGCUCCUUUGGCUGCCCCAUCCAUGAAGCUAAAACUUGUCAAUAAAGGAGGAAUGUGGGAGCCGGCAAUGAGCGGCGAUGUCAUACAGGAGAGCGGCGAGAAUGGCAAGGAGAGCGCGAGCGGAGUGACAGAGCAGGGGGAGAGUUAG